UAGCCAACCUUCACCCAAUUGUAUGGUUUUAACCUAAUCUCAUAUUACUCAUAUAUAUGUUCUUAUAAUAUUUAUAUAUAUACCUAAGUUCUAAAUUCUAAUAGGUGCACCACAUCCAACAUCUCUAGCUUGCUAGCUUCCUUCCAAUUUUGCAAUGGUUACUACUCUUUCUGAAGCCUAUAGGGACCACCCUCUCCACCUUCAUCAUAUUAUCCCCUUAGACUUUUCUUCACUUAGGACCAUACCUGAUUCCCAUGCAUGGCCUCAAUCUGAAGAUGGUGAUGAUGAUAAUCAUGGAGCUGGAUCAUGCAUACCCAUCAUUGACCUCAUGGAUCCUAGUGCCAUGGAACUCAUAGGCCUUGCUUGUGAGAAUUGGGGUGCCUUCCAAUUGACGAACCAUGGCAUACCCUUGAGUGUUGCUGAAGGGGUUGAAGAAGAGGCAAAGAGGCUCUUCGCACUCCCUGCCGACCAGAAACUGAAGGCAUUGAGAUCGGCCGCCGGUGCCACCGGCUACGGCCGAGCUCGGAUAUCACCGUUCUUCCCCAAGCACAUGUGGCAUGAAGGGUUCACCAUCAUGGGGUCUCCAUGUGAUGAUGCCAAAAAGAUCUGGCAUAAUGACUGUGCACGGUUUUGCCACAUAAUGAACAAUUACCAGAAACAAAUGAAGGCUCUAGCAGAGAAGCUAACACACAUGAUAUUCAACUUAUUGGGGAAUAUUUCUGAGGAACAAAAGCGGUGGAUUGGUUCAACCAACCUCUGUGAAGCUGUUCAGUUAAACUUCUACCCUUGUUGCCCCGAGCCUAACCGAGCCAUGGGCCUUGCCCCUCACACAGACACUUCCCUCCUCACAAUCCUCCACCAAAGCCAAACCAAUGGCCUCCAGAUCUUCCAGGAAGGAGCAGGGUGGGUCCCUGUGCACCCUCACCCUGGCACCCUUUUUGUUCACACUGGUGACAUACUUCACAUCUUGUCCAACUCAUGGUUUAGAUGUGCACUGCAUCGUGUCAUGGUGAAUAGUAUGAGGCAAAGAUACUCAGCGGCUUAUUUCUAUGCCCCCCCUAUGGAUCAUGUAGUUUCUCCUUUGGUUCUUGAUUCCUUGCCUCGGUUUCGUUCCUUGACUGUGAAGGAGUAUAUUGGCAUUAAGGCCAAGAACCUUGGGGGAGCAUUGUCGUUGAUUAGUAUGCUUAAUAAUAACUAAUGUGAUAUUUCUCUAAUUUUGGUUCUUUUAGUUGAUAAUAUCAUCUCUUUUCGGUCAACAUGGUGUCGCAUGAUUGAUAAUUUCUUUUUAUUGAUAAAUAUUAAUUUUUGUUAGAAAUAUUAUCUGUGGGAGAAUUCAAAUUUGUGACCUCCCAUCCCAUCCAUCUCCCUUGAGUCUCACCUUCUCAUCCACCUAGUCAACCUUAUAUAUUUGUAUGAUUGAUAAAUAAUUAUGUCUUUUAAAUA
Molecule: messenger RNA, 1443 nt
Organism: Glycine soja
Lineage: Eukaryota; Viridiplantae; Streptophyta; Magnoliopsida; Fabales; Fabaceae
Product: gibberellin 3-beta-dioxygenase 1-like
Exons: 2
Coding region: 155-1198 (347 amino acids)
Biological process (GO): gibberellin biosynthetic process; response to light stimulus
Molecular function (GO): gibberellin 3-beta-dioxygenase activity
Source: RefSeq, a predicted model, not a curated record